GCCCGGAUUUUGUUGUGUGUGAUGAAGGUCAUAUACUAAAAAAUGAAGCUUCAGCUGUAUCCAAAGCUAUCAAUUUGAUUCGUUCAAAAAGACGAAUUAUUUUAACAGGAACACCUCUACAAAAUAAUCUAACGGAAUAUCACUGUAUGGUUAAUUUUGUCAAAGAGAAUCUUCUUGGUUCUGUUACGGAAUUUAGGAAUCGAUUCAUAAAUCCAAUUCAAAAUGGCCAGUGUGCAGAUUCCACCACGACAAAUGUUCAAGUAAUGAAAAAGCGUGCCCAUAUUCUCUAUGAAAUGUUAGCUGGCUGUGUUCAGAGGAAAGAUUGCACAACAUUAGCAGAGUUUUUACCACCCAAACAUGAGUAUGUAUUAGCAGUAAGAAUGACUUCUAUUCAGUGCAAGCUUUACCAGUACUAUUUGGAUCACUUCACAGGAACAGGAAGUACUAGAGAAGGAGGAAGAGGAAAAGGAGGAACAAAACUCUUCCAGGAUUUUCAAAUAUUAAGCAGAAUUUGGACUCAUCCAUGGUGCUUACAGCUGGACUAUAUUAGCAAAGAAAACAAGGUAAAUUAGAUAUUCAUACUUAAGUAUCUAUUUAGUAGUCUGAUUUCAUUCCAACU
Phascolarctos cinereus (koala) is the source of this 619-nucleotide messenger RNA. RefSeq names its product transcriptional regulator ATRX-like. Lineage: Eukaryota; Metazoa; Chordata; Mammalia; Diprotodontia; Phascolarctidae. The record is from RefSeq and is a predicted model, not a curated record. Gene Ontology annotation, cellular component: nucleus. Gene Ontology annotation, molecular function: ATP hydrolysis activity; ATP binding.